Tuber melanosporum (Perigord truffle) is the source of this 4494-nucleotide messenger RNA. RefSeq lists its product as uncharacterized. The transcript has 7 exons. NCBI's taxonomy places the organism in Eukaryota, Fungi, Ascomycota, Pezizomycetes, Pezizales, Tuberaceae. Gene Ontology annotation, biological process: mitotic sister chromatid cohesion. The record is from RefSeq and is a predicted model, not a curated record. The coding region runs from base 1 to 4494 and encodes 1497 amino acids.
AUGGCCCGCUCUUCUCGCCCUCUUGCGGAGGACGAGGACGAGCAACACUCAUCGUCGGAAAACGCCUUGCAAUUUCACGAACCGCUCUCAUGGAAAGCUGGCAAGCCUAUUCCUACCGGUACUCUCAUAACCCGUCUCAAGGCACUUUCUAAGGAACUUGUCGCGCUUGAGCAGGAGGCUGUGGAUCGCGAUAGUUUGGCGACUCCGGCCAAAGAACUGGUGUCAGUUGGCUUGCUACAACACAAAGAUAAUGGUGUCAAGGCCUACACAGCUUGCUGUUUGGCAGAUAUGCUAAGACUUCAUGCGCCGGAUGCACCUUACACUGCCGUUCAACUCAGGGAUAUCUUCGAGCUCUUCGUACGACAGUUAAAAGGGCUUGCGGAUGCCGAAAAUCCAUACUACCAACAAUAUCUCUACCUCCUCGAAUCAUUAGCUUCUGUAAAGUCCGUCGUUUUGAUAUCCGAUAUUCCCAAUGGUGAGGCCAUCACUCUAAAGAUUUUCACCACCUUUUUCGACCUAGCCAAACCAGGCGGACCCAAAAAUGUAGAGUACCAAAUGACCGACAUUCUCAUCCAGCUCAUAGAGGAGUGCAAUUCUCUCCCGACGGAAGUGGUGGAUAUAAUUGUUGCACAGUUCUUCCGAGUCAAUCAAACGGCCCUGCAGAACUUGGCUGGCAGAAAAGCGAAGCCGGGUGUGCCGGAUGCGAAGGACAAAGGUGCGGGGAUAGCUUUGAAGGGAAAAGAUGAAGACAAACAAAUGAAACUUGUCAGUGCUUUACCGCCGCCCGCAUACAAUAUGGCCAAGUCUAUCUGUAAUGCAUCUAUCGACAAAAUGGCACGCCACAUCUGCCAGUAUUUCUCGGAAGUUAUUCUUGAUGCCUCGCCUUCUUCAAGAGCACGCAAGGCUGCUGGACGACACACAUCAAUGUCUCCGGACUCUGACCUGGACGAUCCGGACGCCGAGACCGCAAAUCACGAGCCUUCGGCGGAAGAUCUACAUGAGCUACACAAAGCCCAUCUUCUCGUGAAAGAACUCUGGAAAGCUUGCCCUGCGGUGUUGCAGAAUGUGAUACCGCAACUGGAACAAGAGCUUUUGGCGGAGAAUGCGGAGCUGCGAAUACUGGCGACCGAGACAAUUGGCGAUAUGGCACUGACGGGAAAUUUCGGCAGCUCGGCGCCUGUCACAUGGAAGGCGUGGAUUGGUCGUUCCAACGAUAGAUCAAACAUUGUCAGAUCUAAAUGGGCAGAAGCGGCAAUCAAAAUCAUCAAGGAACGCUCUGAUCUUAUGGCUGUGCAGCUUGUCGAGCCUGUGGCGGGGAAGCUUAAUGAUCUUGAUGAUCGAGUGAGAUUAACUUCAUGCAUUUCGUUGGGCGAGCUCGAUUAUACAACCAUCACAACUAAGCUAGGCGCAAAUCUUUCCGCGUUCAAUACGUACGAUUCGGCAGCCGCUACUGGGACUUCCACUGGAAAAGCCAAGGGGAAAUCCAAAGUUACUGAGGAAGAAACGUCGGGCUGGGGAAAGAAAAUCCUGCAUAAUCUGGGCGAAAGGGUUAGGGAUAAAAAGUUUUCAGUCAGAUGGGAGGGAAUGUUUUGCCUUGCCCGGAUGUGGAAUAUGGCAUAUCCCGAUAUCCUCUCGGGUAACGAGGCUAUUAUGAAUCAGCUUGGCUGGAUUCCUAGUAAGAUUCUGGAUACAUUCUACAUUAAUGACGCUGAGGUCAACGUCCUCUUGGAUCAUGUCCUCUUUGGCGUCCUGAUUCCCGUCAACUAUCCACCAAUUGAAAAAUCGGAGAGUAGGAUUGCUGCUGAUAAACAGACCAACGGAAAGAGCAAUGGAAAGGGGAAAGAGAGAGAUGCCGCUGAGGUGGAGAAGGCAAAGGAGAAGGAGAUACAAGAAGGUGAUAAAAUCCGCGUCCAGAGGUUACUAGUCUUGGUGAGAGGCCUUGACCCAAAGGCAAAGAAGGCUUUGUUUGCGGUUCCAUUGAGACAAAUCUCGUAUGCUAAAGUCAUGGAUGUGUUUUUGAAAUCCUGUGAGGAUUAUAAUGGAGGCAUAAUUGACGAUGGUAUUGAAGAAGAUCUUGUCAAGAAGGCGCUCCAUAAGUUUAUCGAAUGGCUAUCCCAAAAGCUCCCCGACACCCCCAAGGCUAAGGAGAAUUUGAUGAAGUUCGCAAAGCUUCAUGACCGCCGAUGUUACCAACUAAUCAGAUUUUGUUUUAGCCCUGACAGCGACUACAGAACGGUAGUCAAAGCGCUCAAAGAGACCAAGAAGAGGAUUACAGAAGGACCUGGAUCCACAAUGACCAUUAUGGAGACCUUGACCCCUUUAUUAUAUAGAGUCAGUCAACUGAUUUACAACAAGAGCCACGUGCCGCACAUUGUGGAGUUUUCCAGGACGGAUGAGUACUCGCUUGGAGCUGUAGCACAUGAGGUUCUGAAGGAAAUGUCGUCUUCAAAUCCCGCUGUAUUCAAAGCAAAUGUUAAAGCACUCUCCGAUCUCCUCCAAGAACAAUCCUUGUCCAAGAACCGUGGUGCAGCAGAUUCCGGCGCAGUGGAUACGCUAAAAGCCUGUGCGGGCUUCGCUAAAUCUUAUCCCAAGGACAUGCCCCAGGAGCGCAAGCUCUUGGAUGCACUUGUCAAUUUCUCGUUGACCGGAAAGCCACCUGCGGCAGCUAAGCAUGCAGUAUCCAUUUUGAUGUAUUCCGCGAAUCGAAAGGUUAUGUAUGCUUCGGAUUUACUUAGGGCGUGCAUUAAGAACCCCAAGCUUGGAGAAGAGCACUUCUUGGCAAAACUAGCCUGCCUUUCGCAGUUGGUACUUUUAGCGCCUGAGCAAUGUGAAGACGAAUCCAAGGCGAUCAUUGCUAUUGCCAAAGAUGUGUUAUUCAAGGUGAGAAAUCCGGCGACAGAAGAGGAUCAGGCGAAUCCAAAGGAGUGGGUCGACGACGAGCUUCUUGAUGAUGAGUGCAAAGCAAAAUUGCUUGCCCUCAGGAUUUUGAGUGUCAUGACAUUGCUCAUCAAACUGGUGAACAAUGAGGGAGAGUUAUUUUCCGAGAAGAACACACCACGAUCGCAUCAAUCCCGCCUCCGAUUACUUGCAGCUCAGUCAUUAUUGAAGUUGUCCAACAACAAAACUUACGAGGAGCUCAUCACCCCACUUGACUUUAACAGACUAGCUUGCGUUGCCCAGGACAACUGCUUCGAAGUUCGCAAUGGCUUCGUUAGCAAGGUUAAGAAAUAUCUCGGCACAAACAGACUCACGCCCAGGUACUAUACAAUCUUAUUUCUCAUGGCAUACGAACCCGUUACAGAGGCCAAAAACGAGACAAUCACCUGGAUAAAAGCUCGCAUGGCGCAUAUGAGAUCGACAAACAACACGAUGGAAAUUGUGUUUGCCAGACUUCUAAGUUUACUCGCCCACCACCCGGACUUUGGCACAAUGAUAGACGACCUCGCAGAUUUUGCGAAAUUCAUCCUCUUCUACCUAAAAUCCGUAGCGACCGAAGAAAACCUUGGUCUAAUAUAUCACAUCGCCCAACGUGUCAAGCAAUUCCGCGAUGGGCUAAGCAGUGACAACAGUGAGAACCUCUACUACAUCUCCGAACUAGCUCAAGCAGUCGUACGCCGAUAUGCCGACUUCCACCACUGGAACAUCCAGACAUGGCCGGGCAAAAUCCGCCUCCCAAUAAAACUCUUCGCACCGAUGGUCAGCGAAGAAAUGAGCCGCGACAUUGCGGUGAAAACUUUCCUCCCUGCGGGAAUAGAUAUCAAGUUGGACAGCCUAAUUAAACCCAGAUCUACUGGUCGACAGGGGAAGAAGCGCAAGGCUGAUCUCGCAGCCCCCUCAACCCGCACUCCCUCCUCCGCCGCUCCCGCGAGAAAGCGCUCCAAACCCUCACCACCGGCGGUAGCCACCCCAGCAACCACCUCUAAAGAAGGAGCAGCAGCCGGGGGGACGACAGAGAAACGCAAGCCCGGCCGCCCGCCAAAAACUCCAAAGCAGAAGAAGCGCCCCUCGGCGGAGAUCUCCGCAUCGGAGCGUAGACGCAGCGGUAGAGCUACUAAGAACGUCAAGUAUGCAGAGGACGACGGGACGAGUGAUAGCGAGGAGGAAGUCUCUCUCAACGACGACUCCGAAAGUGACGUUGAGAUGGAGGACGGCGACGAGGUUUCCGAGAAGGAUACUUCACCCCAAGCGCCAGAUGUCGGAGAUGAUGAGGCGGCGCCGGAGGAGGGGAUGGAAGCACAGGAGGAAGUAGGAAAGCCAAAGAGAACGGCGCGUGCCAUCGGGCGACCGAAGAAGGAUACCGUUGUGGCCGUUUCCUCCGGAAGACCGAAGCGAAAGGGCACAACCACUGCUACCGCCACCACCGCUAGCGCGAACGGCGGAAGGAAGAAGGCUACCUUACCAGCCAAGAAUAAAAAAGUAGAGGUGAAGAAACGUGUUGAAGAGGAGGACGAUGAUAGUUCAGAGCUAUCAGAUCCACCGUCGGAGUUGAAUUAG